This is a messenger RNA of Gregarina niphandrodes, 1704 nucleotides long. RefSeq lists its product as hypothetical. Bases 1 to 1704 code for a protein of 567 amino acids. Lineage: Eukaryota; Apicomplexa; Conoidasida; Eugregarinorida; Gregarinidae. The transcript has a single exon. The record is from RefSeq and is a predicted model, not a curated record.
AUGCACGAAGAAGAAUACAACGACUUGUACAAAAUCGCGGUCCUCGGCACAGUUCCGGAUUCCCGCUCCUGGUCCCAAAAAGUCAGUCAAAAAGUGUUGGAAUACGCCGCCGUGGCCACCGUAGUCGCGGUGCUCCAAUACGGGCUUUGCUCACAGGGCUUCUGCAAAAGCAUACCGGGUUACUGCAGCAACAUACAGAGCUACUUGACCGGCAAUGGCUCCACCACUGGCGACAGCACCGCCGUGGCCCCGAUGGCCCACGGUUUGUACCAGGCGCAGACGACCGAGGCCCCGGGUCUUAUGCAGGGUCUGGUGGACACCUUGACUACAGCGGCAGGGGGCCGAACUGGCAACGUGGCGCCGGUCAGUGAACUUAAGGAGACUGUCCAUCUCGCUGACGCUGAUAUACGUGCGGCGAUCGAAGCUGAUUAUUUCCCGAAGGUGAUAGACGGCGUCGUUGUCAAGUUCCCACGACACUUCGGCAACGUCGCGACCUUGACGGAGGCGCGUAACGAUUUGACUACAGCGGUAGAGAACCUGGUGAUGACCGGUAAGCCCAUGGAAACCAGCAACCUCGCUGCAGCUGGCAACUUUACGGAAGCUGACAGACUGGCGGCAAUGGUGUUGUACCAGCAGCUGCUGUCCGACAACCUCUUUAAGACGUAUUUGGAGGUCACGAAGCAGGAUGUUGCGGCGAAGUUUGCUGAGGCCUCGAUCGACAUCGCGCAAACAGCGGCUAGAGAUGCGAGGGGCGCUCUUAUGGACGCAGUAAAGACGGUUUGCGAGAAGUGGAAUAUGGCUGCUACGGACUUGGAGGCAGUUGCUAGGGGAGUUCCUACUGAACCGAGUACAUUCGUGUGUCACAAGCUUCCGACGAUGAGCUUCGCCGAGUUGAAUAGGCCUGGUCUGUUCGUGGACCCCGGGACUGGAUGGGACUUGCAGCGGUUCCGAGCGUCCUUUAGCAGGUGUGUGGACAUGGACUUCAACCCGGAGACGACGGACAUCUGGCUUGGCGCUUUGGGGUCAGAGUGGGCGCCUCGCAACCGGACGUGCGGCCGCGCUAGGGAAGGCACUUUGAUGUGCCGCGGCUUGGGAGUAAGCAACCCACAGUGCUUUGACUUUGAACCCCAAUGGGAGACCUAUCCGGGCGGCCUGGGUUUCUUGAUUGACAUGAUCGAUCGAAUCUUUCGUCCCACGGGCGACGAGAACUGCGUUGUCCGUUGCGGUGGUUCUCACGCGCUAGAUACACCGACAGAACUCUGGCUCAAGAACGCCGAGGAACGAGACGCGGUCCGAAACGCUAUGAGCGGCCGCAUGGACCUCGGCGAUGCGUGUACCCGGAAACAACUCGAACACUUCGUGCAGGUCGUUCAGAAAAUGUAUACACGAGCAAUCACGCGAAAGUACGCGCCCGAGAUGCUAGCCUACCGCGCGGAAGAGCUCAAGCACGUCUGGUACAGAGCGCCCUGCGGCACCGGCAUCUGGAAACCCGGCGAACCCCUCCCCACGUGCGCGUGUCCAAAAUUUAGCAUUUCUUGCGAGACUGACAACCACUUCAAAGUCUCCCUCACGGACACCAACCAUGAGGAGCCUGAAAGGACUCCGGAAAACGUGUUCGCCGCUAUCCCCCCAGAUUUCAAGAUCAAGCGUUGUGCAUACCAGUGCCUCACUAAAAUCUUUGCCGACGCCAACACAGCGGCAUGA